AGACGUGAUCGUCGCUGGUUAUCGAGGGGACCGCUAAAAAACGCUUUGUCAUUACAGUUUCUCCUAUCAUUUUUGCAGCGACGUACAUACAUAGGAUUAAAGUCCACCGGGCGGAGUUCGUCUCGGGGUUCGAUCGGCCGAUCUCGGGCAGUCCCAGUCCCGCGGCAGUGUCGUUACGUGCGCCGUCUCUUCUUUCUCCCGGUUUCUCCCGGUUUCUCGACCUCCACGUCCUCCGGCACGCGAAAGGAACGUUCUCGCUCGGUGUCUACGCUCGACGGGAGACUCCCCGGUGUUUCGUCCGCGCGCCCGAAGAAUCGGACCCACAAGAUGGUCUACAGGCCGAGAGUGUACGUGAUCGGCGUCGGGAUGACCAAGUUCGAGAAGCCCGGGCGCAGGGAGGACUUCGACUACCCGCAAAUGGCGAAGGAGGCGGUGACCAAGGCCCUGCAGGACGCACACGUGCCCUACAAGAGCGUGCAGGCCGUCUGCGUCGGGUACGUGUACGGGGACUCGACCUGCGGCCAGAGGGCGGUCUACGAGGUUGGGCUCACCGGCUGUCCGAUUUACAAUGUCAACAACAACUGCUCCACCGGCUCCACCGCGCUCUACCUCGGCAAGCAGAUCGUCGAGAGCGGCAACGCGGAUUGCGUCCUGGCGCUGGGCUUCGAAAAGAUGGAGCGCGGCUCCCUCAUGUCCAAGUACAUGGACCGUACAAAUCCCAUGGACAAGCACGUCGAGCUCAUGGCGGAUAUCGCAGGUCUUUCCGAGGGCCCCAUCACCGCACAGAUGUUCGGCAAUGCCGGGAUCGAGCACAUGAAGAAGUACGGCACCAAGCCCGAGCACUUUGCAAAGAUCGCGUACAAGAACCAUCUGCAUUCCACCAACAAUCCGUAUUCCCAGUUCCAAGACAAGUACACCUUCCAGCAAAUCAUGAGUUCUCCCAAGGUAUUCGGGCCGUUGACGAAGCUCCAGUGUUGUCCCACUUCCGACGGCGCGGCAGCCGUCGUUCUGGCCAACGAGGAGUUCGUGCGCAAGCACCACUUGGAGUCGCAGGCCGUCGAAAUCCUGGCUAUGGAAAUGUCCACUGACCUGUCCACGACAUUCAACACUCAGUCGUGCAUGAAUAUCGUCGGGUACGACAUGACGAGAAACGCAGCCGAGAAAGUCUUUACGGGGACCAACUGCAGGCCGAGCGACGUGGACGUGGUGGAGCUGCACGACUGCUUCUCUGUAAACGAGUUGAUCACUUACGAAGCCUUGGGGCUGUGCGCUCCCGGUCACGGUGGCAACAUGGUGGACGCUGGAGACAACACCUACGGUGGCAAGUAUGUCGUCAACCCGAGCGGCGGUCUCAUCUCGAAGGGACAUCCUCUGGGCGCUACGGGAUUAGCGCAGUGCGCCGAACUUAGCUGGCAACUUCGCGGUGAGGCCGGCAAGAGGCAAGUGCCGAACGCGAAAUUAGCCCUCCAGCAUAACAUAGGCCUGGGCGGCGCGGUCGUCGUGGCUCUCUAUCGUUUGGGCUUUCCGAGCCAAACGGUGAUAAGGAGAAACGUGAGUGUCGCCGCCGACUCGAGCAUUUUCCAAGCGGACUUGCUGUUUAAGGUAUUGGCCAUCGCGAUGCAGGAAGACGAUGAGAAUUUGAUUGAAAAGAUGCGCGGGGUUUACGGUUUUAAAGUCAUAAACGGCCCCGGUGGCGCCGAAGGCUUGUGGAUUGUAGACGCGAGAACGGGCAAGGGCAAAAUCGAGUAUAACAGCAAAACCAAACCGGACGUGACAUUCACGAUCAGCGACACGGACAUCGUCGAUUUCAUUUCUGGAAAAUUAAAUCCGCAAAAGGCUUUCUUCCAAGGGAAAGUCAAGAUUCAAGGGAACAUGGGGCUUGCCAUGAAAUUGCCCGAUUUACAGAAACGCGCUGCUAAAAAGAUCGAGCUGCUUCGCGCAAAUUUGUAAGAUGUUACAAAGUGCGGGAUUUGCUGAUGAAAUAACACACGGAACAAAAUAUGUUCCUGUCUCUUUCUCGCUUUAUCCUACUCUAUCUGGUUACGAAAAUGGCGUCGGCAGUUUCAUAAUUAUGAUAUGUAAUCUAGUGUUACGAGAUUCAGAUUCCUGAUAAAAGUUUUAGUCGGAGUAAACAGAUGAUAAGAAAUGCCUUGUAUAUACUGGAUCGCAAUAAAACAUUCAUUCUCGUCCAUGAUGUUUGUAUGCGAUAAUCUUUAUGCGUACAAAUAUGUACAGUCACUCAGAUAUAACAAAAUAUUCAGAAUAUAGCGAUACGGAAGUUUUUCAAUUCAGUUUGUAGUCAACGUUCAGAACGUGUAUUUCGCAGUGACAAACACAACGCGAAUUUAUGCAAAUUUAUGAAUAUAAGCUUUCAAGAAACUUGAUUAAUGUUCACUUAAAUGGCAAACUUUUGCAAAAAAAAACAGCUGUACGCGAAUGAAGAAAAUAACUUGCACAAUAUUCUAAGUCUUCGAUAUUUUCGGAAAAGUGACGUAAACAUUUUAAAUACUCUCUGUAAUUUAUACUUUUAAAUGCAAAACGUAUGACGUUUUAUAUAUAGGCAUGUAUAAAUAAUCGCAACAGCUCAUCAUUUAGCUGUGGUAAAUAGUAGUAAAAUUUUCUUAAUUGAAUCCGAAGCAAUUACAUGCGCGUGUUAGACGUGCAUAAUGUUCUAUUUGGUUUGUAAAACUAUUGAGCAACACGGUGUUUUUACAUAAUGCAACAGCAAAGUACGAGCUCCAAUUAUAUAAUCAAGGCAUCGUACAACAAUGUUUUACACCAUUAUUUCAAACUAUCCAAGUACUCGUGACGGUACGUAAUAAUGAGUUAACAAUAGAUGAAAAGAAUAAACAGUGAUGAAAUAAGAACACGAUUAAAUAUUCACUGACAAUAAAAAUUUACAAACAUUACACUUCCCGUUGAACUAUCAGAGUUUUAUGUAAAUACCAAUUUAGAAGAUUACGCGUUUCUACAUUCCAGUUAAGCAAUAAGAGAGUCGCUCGCGCUGUAUUGCACUUUGCUUGUAAAUCGCGUAUUGUAAACUAUGUUUUAGAACUUUGGAAUUACUCUCGAUCAGCCAUAUAUUGUUGCAAGAAGCAUAAUAUAAUUGCAUCGUCACUCGCUGAGACGCGAUUGUACGUUGUUAUACAAACGCAGUUAUAAAAAUGCAUCAGCAUAAAUGAAUUAUAUUUAUACUUGUUAUUUUUUAUUCUAGAAUAUAGAACUUUGAAAGGUAUUUCGUGUGUGAAAAGUGAAAUUUCGGAUGUGGAACCUGAAUCGUUUAAUAUAAUUUUUUAUAAGAGGGUAUAAUAAACGUAUUGUAAAUAAUGUCAAGUAGAGCACAAAAUUAUUUUUAAAAAAAUUCAAGAUGUGUGUUGGAACGAAGAGUAGUUGUUUCGUCAACUUUAUUCUUCGUUGAAAAAAUUAUAUUUUUUAUCGGACAUUCCGUAAUUGCGUUAAGAAUGUGUAUUAUUAGAACUGUAGAGACGAAACAUUCUUUACAUAUAGGAACUAAUACAUUUUUAAACGGAGUUGGGGAAAAAUAAAAGUUCGGUAUUUUACAGUUAUGCACUUAGUAUAUACAUGAAAGUAAAGCCACGCGAAUAGAAGGAAGAAUUUUACGAAUUUGAUUCUCCUUGAGAACAGUCGAGUUCCAAUGAUGUGCAAUGCGUUUCGAUUUAAGGUGAUUAGGAGUAGACAGAUUUGACGGGGUGUGUAGAAUAUAAAAAUUUCGCAUUCGGCAUGUUAUUCGCUUAUCAUGUAUGAUAUAAAUGUAUUAUAUAUUAUAUAUACCACGUUUAUACAAUUUUGUACUAUGUGACGGAGGUGGGUGAAGUAUUUGGUGUAUUAAUAAAAGUUGAUAGAAAUGAU
Molecule: messenger RNA, 3870 nt
Organism: Vollenhovia emeryi
Lineage: Eukaryota; Metazoa; Arthropoda; Insecta; Hymenoptera; Formicidae
Gene: ScpX
Product: non-specific lipid-transfer protein
Exons: 3
Coding region: 328-1950 (540 amino acids)
Molecular function (GO): acyltransferase activity, transferring groups other than amino-acyl groups
Source: RefSeq, a predicted model, not a curated record